This is a messenger RNA of Miscanthus lutarioriparius, 735 nucleotides long. NCBI's taxonomy places the organism in Eukaryota, Viridiplantae, Streptophyta, Magnoliopsida, Poales, Poaceae. The record is from the annotation of a GenBank genome assembly.
AUGACCAACACCCAGUAUGAGAAGGACAGGGAAAAGCAUGUUAAGCAUAUUCAGGAUGUUUUUAAAUCAAUGGGUAUUUCAAUCUUAGCAAAAGAGGUUAUAGAUGGUCUGCCAAAACAGGCCAAGCUCAAAGGGAAGGAACUAGUAUCUGACAAUCGUGAUUCUGACCAUGAUUAUGAUCCAUCAUCUGAUAUUGAUAACCAAACUGACAGUGAUGAUUCUGAUGAUUUUGAGGAGAGGGCUAAGUACAAUAACAUGGAACCUGAUCCUGUUGAUUUCUUUGGUGAAUGCAUGAAUAGUCCCAAAAGUGGUCGAACUCCUCUUGCCAAUGAAGUAUAUGCACUAAUGGUGGCAGAGAAAGAAAAACAGCCAGAAGAAGGACAAGCACAAAAGUCUCCUUCCAAGAUUGUUGCUGACAGUCUCAGCCAGAUUAGUCGUUCUUCCACCUUUCUUCCCAACAUUGGUGUCCCUCGAGCGUCGAAAAGUAACCGUGCCUCAUCGACAGCAGCACAAGUACGCAUGCAAGCCGAGUUUGAGGAAAGACUGCAGGCUGAAAGAGAAGAAGCUGCUAGGAAGCAGGAAGAAUUGCAAGCACAACUUCAAGCUCAACAGGCUGCACUUAAAGAAAACCAAAGUUUGCUGCUCCAGACCCAAGAGGAAGUGAAGGGGAUGCAUAACAAGUUUGAAGAGACUAAUGCACUACUGCGAGCUGUCUUGAAACUUCAAAAAGAUUGA